AUGGAAAUAUGGGAUUUGUUAAGAAGCUUACAUAAUCGGUUCUCGGUUCCAUGGCUUGUUACAGGUGAUUUCAAUGAGAUUACAAAGUCUUCGGAAAAGAAAGGUGGCAAGUUACAUCCAUACCUUCAAAUGCAAACCUUCCGUGAUGUUUUGGAUGAAUGUGGGUUGAUGGACUUGGGUUUUGUGGGUAAUAGAUAUACAUGGUUUAAGAAGUGUGCAAGGGAUGUUUAUGUGUGGGAAAGGUUUGAUAGAGGGGUGGCAACCACGGAUUGGUUAGAUAAGUACCCGGCUGCACAAGUUAAGGUGUUGGAGUGUGGUUCAUCAGAUCACAAACCACUUCUCAUCCAUCCAAAUAGGGUACCUGCAAAAUUAAAGAAGCCAUGGCGAUUCGAGCAAGUUUGGCUUGAGGAUGAUGGGUGUCAUGAUACGGUGGCAGCGGCAUGGAGUGAGGGUAGGAGGGAUUUGCCAAUGGGUAAGGUGGUAAAGAAGGUAGAGAGGUGCCAAGAAAAAUUAAAAAAGUGGAGACGAUGUUGUUUUAGCAAUAUCACAUGGGAAAUAGCGGAAAAAAAGAAGCAGAUGGUGCAAGUAGAGAGAGCUGUGAUAAAUGGAGGUGAUGGGGCUGCCUUGGUUCAAUUGAAACAAGAAUUAGCAAGACUAUUCAUAAAGGAAGAAAAAUUGUGGCAACAACGCUCUAAAAUGCAUUUGAUGAAAGAGGGAGAUAAAAACUCAAAGUAUUUCCAUCAUAGAGGCUCCCAGAUGUAUAGGAGGAAUCGGAUUUUGGGUUUGAAAAAUUUGAGGGGUGUCAUGUAUAUGGGUGAUGAUAAUGUGGCGAGCUUGUUGGAAGAUUUUUACAAGGAGCUUUUUAAAACCUCAAAUCCGUGCAACAUGGAGGAGGUAUUGUAG
Messenger RNA from Quercus robur (English oak), 903 nucleotides. RefSeq lists its product as uncharacterized. The record is from RefSeq and is a predicted model, not a curated record. The coding region runs from base 1 to 903 and encodes 300 amino acids. The transcript has a single exon. NCBI's taxonomy places the organism in Eukaryota, Viridiplantae, Streptophyta, Magnoliopsida, Fagales, Fagaceae.